CAUCUGCCCAUCUACCCACUUUACCAUGGAGGUCAAAUCAACAGCCGUCAAGCAGCAUCUUCACUCGUCUUCGGACGCAACUUGGGUGGACUAUUUUCCUUCCAACAUACGUCCUUAUCUCUAUCUGGCACGGGUUCACAACCCCGCUGGAACACUCUUGCUAUUCUACCCAUGUGGUGAGUAGCUUUCGUGACGUUGUUCUCUUCGUCGUUGACUUGAGUAAUUUAGCAUGGUCGGUCACUAUGGCCUGCUACGCACAGGGCACGCCGAUGUCGACGGUGUGGACCUAUGUUGGAUUGUUCCUUACUGCCUCUCAAGUGUUCCAUGCCGCUGGCUGCGUGAUCAAUGAUAUGUGGGACAAAGACGUCGAUGCUGCCGUUCCACGAACAAGCACGCGACCCUUGGCUUCAGGUGAUGUCUCGAUGUUCCAGGCAUUCCUCUUCCUCAUCCCACAGCUGGCUCUUGGCAUCUGGCUGUUGAUGCAGCUGAAUGAAUACAGCUUGCGACUUGGACUUUCGUCCCUGGGCCUGGUGGUAUUGUAUCCUGCCAUGAAGCGGGUGACCAAUUGGCCGCAGGCAGUCCUUGGCAUGUGCUUUAAUUGGGGAGCACUACUAGGCGCAGCUUCGGUCGUUGGGGCGGUUGACUGGCAUGUGUACAUCCCUCUGUACUUGGGGGCUGCCUGCUGGACGAUCGUGUAUGAUACUUCUUACGCUCGUCAAGACAGAGAUGAAGAUGCCAAAUAUGGUGUGCGGUCGACCACGAUUAUUUUCGGAGACCAGAUCCGACCUAUCCUCGCCAUGUUCUCUGUCGUUGUUUGUUCUUUGGUGUCGUAUGCCGGGUACUGCAACGGACAUGGAUGGCCAUUCUUCUGCGGUGUUGCGUUGGGGGCACUUCACCUUGCCCGACUCCUCGCCAGGACUGACUUUGAGAACAAGGAGAGCUGUGACGCUACGCUUCUCAGUAAUGCUUGGUUCGGCUUCUGGGUCUGGGCGGGAGCUUUCGCCGACUUUCUGGUAAAGACGCAGCUCUAGAUGCAACGACAUUAUGUUUCUUCGACUCUUCUGAGUUUCCUUUUCUCGCGAUCGUGGAGUUCGCUUCUUACGUAUGCCAUAGAUGACUUUCCUUAGACAAAAUAAUGAUAUAAUUUCACGCUUUAGGAGGCGAUUCUAGCUAUUGUUUCGUUACCGUUUGGAACUCAACAACCUUAUAGCUACUUUCACAUCGCGUAUCGAUAGACCAGAUUUCAUUCUUUUUUGUCUUUAGCUACUUGCUUGUGAAGCUGGACAAAUAAAAGUGUCCCGUUUAUUACGAUA
Messenger RNA from Suillus subaureus, 1313 nucleotides. Its product is annotated as 4-hydroxybenzoate polyprenyl transferase. The record is from RefSeq and is a predicted model, not a curated record. Gene Ontology annotation, biological process: ubiquinone biosynthetic process. Gene Ontology annotation, cellular component: mitochondrial inner membrane. Gene Ontology annotation, molecular function: 4-hydroxybenzoate polyprenyltransferase activity. Lineage: Eukaryota; Fungi; Basidiomycota; Agaricomycetes; Boletales; Suillaceae. The coding region runs from base 243 to 1031 and encodes 262 amino acids. The transcript is spliced from 5 exons.